CAGGGACGUCAAGUUGAUUAAAUUUCGGAUUUGUUUUGUCGUGGUUUUGUGGUUUUAAUUAAUCUAAUAGUUCGUGUGAUUUUUAAGACACUAGGCUAGGAUAUGAUUAUUGUGAUAAUGAUACAUUGCUAACAAAUUAGCUAGAUCAUCGUUGUAUUAAAUACAAGCAACCAUGGAUAAAUCUAGCAAAAGACACCAUUCAUCGUCAGAUUCGGAUAGCGCUGAAGAAUUUCGACGCAAGGAUUUAAAAGAAAGAGACGAGUUUGCUAAAAGGUUGAAAAGUCGAGAUGAUAAUAAAACAAAGAAAGUCGCAAACGCGUCUGGUAAAAAAUCUUAUGAAGAAGCUGCUAAACGAUUAAAAUUGGAGGCUGAAGACAGAGAAAAGCUUUUACCCAAACUGCGAGUGCAAUCUCGUCGAAAAUAUCUAGUGAAACGUAAAGAAGAUAAGGUAGUUGAGCUGGAAGCUGAUAUUGCAGAUGAUGAGUACCUAUUUGAAGAAAGCAUACUAACAGAAAGAGAAAAAAGAGAAAGAGAGCAUAAGAAAACUAUUCUUCAGUUAGCUAAAGAACAUGAAAAAGCAAGAGAACUUGAAAAUGUCCAGAGAUAUCACAUGCCCCAAGACUUGGGAAAAGGAGAGAAAGGUGAAUAUGUUGAAGUAGAUGAAAAUGAAAAAUUACCACAUUCUGAACAAAGAAAAUGGGAGCAAGAACAAAUCAAGUCAGCAUUUUUUAAAUUUGGUGCUAAAGAUGCUAAAGCUCGUGAUGAAUAUGAACUCUUACUUGAUGAACAGAUUGACUUUAUACAAGCUCUUCAACUGGAAGGCACUAAAGAAAAAAAGGAAGAAAAAGAAAAAUCUGAGUACCAAAAAAUGCGUAUGAGCAUUGAAGAAACCAAAAAGUCACUACCUGUCUAUCCUUUCAAGGAAUCCCUCAUAGAAGCUAUUAAAAAAUACCAAAUAUUAAUAGUAGAGGGUGAGACUGGUUCAGGUAAAACAACACAAAUUCCUCAAUAUCUUUAUGAAGCUGGUUUUACAGAUGAUAGUAAGAAAAUUGGAUGCACACAACCACGACGAGUAGCUGCAAUGUCUGUAGCAGCUAGAGUUGCCCAGGAAAUGAAUGUGAAACUUGGAAAUGAAGUUGGAUAUAGUAUUCGAUUUGAAGACUGUACUUCCGACAGAACUGUUAUAAAGUAUAUGACAGAUGGAACACUACACAGAGAAUUUUUAUCUGAACCUGAUUUAGCUUCUUAUAGUGUCAUGAUUAUUGACGAAGCUCAUGAACGCACUUUACAUACUGAUAUUCUCUUUGGCCUAGUGAAAGAUAUUACUAGAUUCAGACCAGAUUUGAAACUACUUAUAUCAAGUGCAACAUUAGAUGCUGAAAAAUUCUCUAGUUUUUUUGAUGAUGCUCCAAUAUUCAGAAUCCCAGGAAGAAGGUUCCCAGUUGACAUCUAUUAUACUAAAGCACCAGAAGCUGACUAUGUAGAUGCCUGUGUUGUCUCUGUCCUACAGAUACAUGCGACUCAACCACUAGGAGACAUAUUAGUUUUUUUAACCGGUCAAGAAGAAAUUGAAACAUGUGUUGAAAUGUUACAAGAAAGAACCAAAAGAAUAGGAAAAAAACUGAGAGAACUUGUUAUUUUACCGGUUUAUGCUAAUUUGCCAAGUGAUAUGCAAGCAAAAAUAUUUGAACCAACUCCUGAAGGUGCCCGAAAAGUAGUAUUGGCUACAAAUAUCGCUGAAACAUCACUCACCAUUGACAAUAUAAUAUAUGUAAUUGAUCCAGGGUUUGCAAAACAGAAUAAUUUCAAUUCCAAAACAGGCAUGGAAAGUUUAAUGGUUGUUCCAAUUUCUAAAGCGUCAGCUAAUCAAAGAGCGGGUAGGGCUGGGCGUGUAGCUCCCGGCAAAUGCUUCAGACUGUAUACAGCUUGGGCUUACAAAUACGAACUUGAAGAUAAUACAGUUCCAGAGAUACAAAGAAUAAAUCUGGGAAAUGCUGUUCUUACGUUAAAGGCAUUGGGAAUUAAUGAUCUUAUUCAUUUUGACUUUCUUGACCCACCACCACAUGAAACACUGGUGCUAGCAUUGGAACAAUUAUAUGCCCUUGGAGCAUUGAAUCACCAUGGAGAAUUAACUAAAGCAGGACGACGAAUGGCUGAAUUUCCCACAGAUCCAAUGUUAGCUAAAAUGAUACUAGCAAGUGAAAAAUACAAAUGUUCUGAAGAAAUUGUAACUAUUGCUGCAAUGUUAUCAGUAAACAGCUCUGUUUUUUAUAGACCCAAAGAUAAAAUAAUACAUGCUGACACAGCUCGAAAAAACUUUUUCCAUCAACAUGGUGAUCAUUUAACUUUAAUGAAUGUGUACAACCAGUGGGUGGAAUCUGAUUAUUCAGUCCAAUGGUGUUAUGAAAACUUCAUACAGUAUCGUUCAAUGAAGAGAGCACGCGACGUACGUGAGCAGUUGGCGGGCCUCAUGGAGAGAGUGGAAAUUGAUAUGGUGUCCAGUAUAGCUGAAGACACCAACAUACGAAAAGCUAUUACUGCAGGCUAUUUUUACCACAUAGCAAAGUUUUCGAAGGGUGGCCAUUAUAAGACUGUCAAACAUAACCAAACUGUCAUGAUUCAUCCUAACAGUGCCUUAUUUGAAGAGUUACCUCGGUGGGUAAUCUACCAUGAGUUAGUAUUUACUUCGAAGGAAUUUAUGCGUCAAGUCACAGAAAUUGAAAGUAAAUGGUUAUUAGAAGUUGCUCCACACUAUUAUAAAUCUAAAGAAUUAGAAGACUCCACUAAUAAGAAAAUGCCUAAAACUGUUGGUAAAGUAGCAACAAAUAAAUAACUUUUAACUAGAA
This is a messenger RNA of Ostrinia furnacalis (Asian corn borer), 2846 nucleotides long. RefSeq names its product DEAH-box helicase 16 lethal (2) 37Cb (gene l(2)37Cb). Gene Ontology annotation, cellular component: intracellular anatomical structure; catalytic step 2 spliceosome. The record is from RefSeq and is a predicted model, not a curated record. The coding region runs from base 173 to 2833 and encodes 886 amino acids. Gene Ontology annotation, molecular function: helicase activity; RNA binding; ATP binding. The transcript has 6 exons. Lineage: Eukaryota; Metazoa; Arthropoda; Insecta; Lepidoptera; Crambidae.